Saccoglossus kowalevskii is the source of this 2083-nucleotide messenger RNA. RefSeq names its product sodium/glucose cotransporter 4-like. Gene Ontology annotation, biological process: transmembrane transport. The record is from RefSeq and is a predicted model, not a curated record. Gene Ontology annotation, cellular component: plasma membrane. Gene Ontology annotation, molecular function: D-glucose:sodium symporter activity. Lineage: Eukaryota; Metazoa; Hemichordata; Enteropneusta; Harrimaniidae.
AUGAAAGGUCGUGAUAGGUCAAAUGUUGCUGGAUAUUUCUUAGCUGGUAAAAACAUGAUUUGGUUUAUGGUAGGAGGGUCUUUAUUUUCUAGUAAUAUUGGCAGUGAACAUUUUGUUGGAUUGGCAGGAUCUGGAGCUGCUACUGGUAUAUCAGUUGGAGCAUAUGAACUCAAUGCGAUGUAUCUACUGCAGUUACUAGGAUGGGUUUUCUUGCCUGUGUACAUAGCUGGACUGUGUUAUACUAUGCCAGAAUAUCUAAGUAAACGAUUUGGUGGAAGACGGAUACGAGUCUACUAUGCCUGCCUCUCAUUGGCUUUAUAUAUACUGGUUAAAAUAUCGGUGGAUAUCUAUUCAGCUUCUUUAUUUAUUGAGGUAACCAUUGGAUGGAAUCUCUAUGCCUCAGUAUUACUGAUAUUAGGGCUGACAUCCAUCUAUGUGGUCACUGGUGGUCUAGCUGCUGUUAUUUACACCGAUACAGUACAGACAGUUCUCAUAUUAAUAGGAGCAAUAACACUCAUGAUAUUUAGUUUAGUUGAAGUUGGUGGUUUGGAAGGUUUGUACCAUGGCUAUAUGGCGGCUGUGCCAAACACCACAUUAUCAGGACUCACUCCAGAUUGUGGUUACCCUAGAAACGAUUCAUUUCAGAUGUUGCAUUCUGCUGAUGAUGACCUCAUGCCAUGGGUUGGCUUUUUUCUAGGACAGACUACAGCAUCAAUAUGGUACUGGUGUGCUGAUCAGGUUAUAGUACAACGUACAUUGGCAGCUAAGAAUAUGUCACAUGCUAAAGGUGGUACAUUGAUGGCUGGAUAUUUGAAAAUAUUACCAACAUUUUUAUUUGUUAUUCCUGGAAUGAUCAGUAGAGUUCUCUACACCAAUGCUGUUGCCUGUGUUUUACCAGAGUCUUGUGAGGCUAUAUGUGGUAACUCUAUCAGCUGUUCUAAUAUAGCCUAUCCACUGUUAGUUGUUAAUAUAUUACCCAUUGGUUUUCGUGGUCUGAUGUUGGCUGUGAUGUUAGCAGCUCUCAUGAGUUCUCUGUCAUCUAUAUGUAAUAGUGCUAGUACGUUGUUUACUCUUGAUAUCUGGAGUACGUUCAGAAAUUCUCCUUCAGAAAAAGAAAAGAUGAUAGUUGGCAGAAUAUUGGUGUUUGUAUUGCUUCUUGUCAGUAUUUUAUGGAUACCUGUUGUCCAGGCAACACAAGGUGGAUUAUUAUUCAUUUACAUACAGACGGUUACAGCAUAUCUAACCCCUCCAAUCACAGCAGUAUUCCUUGGGGGAAUUCUAUGGAGUAGAAUCAAUGAACAGGGUGCAUUUUGGAGUCUAAUGGUUGGAAUUGUAAUUGGAUCAAUUCGAUUUAUAUUGGACCUUGUGUAUCCGGCACCUGGAUCAUGUGAAGAAGACACCAGACCACCCAUUGUCACAUUGCAGUUUAUGUACUUUGCACUGUUAGUGUUCUGGAUAUGUGUGGUUGUCAUGGUUGCUGUUAGUUUACUGACACAGCCAUUGCCAGAACAUCGGAUUGUGAGACUGACUUUCUGGACAAGACAUAGAGAGGGUAACUAUGAGGAAAUUGAUGACACUGUAGAACGUCAUCAAUACGAAAUGGAUAAGGGGAAAGAAGACAAAGCACAACGGGAUAGUGACACAGGAGAGCAUGACAGACAAAAUGAAGACCCCACAAUGACAGAUGGUGAUAAGGAAACAAUAGAGACAUCUAUGGAUGGUGAUAGUACAAUACAUCAAGUAUCUCAUACUACUACCACAGCCAAUACUUCCUUAGAUACAUCAUUCUCUGCAAAGGUCACUGCUUUCUUUACUUGGUUUUGUGGUGUCCAAGCUGAAAAACAACUCACUUCUGAAGAGAAAGAACAACUUGAAAAAAGAUUGACUUCAAUUGCACAAACACGACGUGAGAAAUGGAUUUUAAAUAUGAACUUGGUGCUUAUUUUAAGCGUGGUUAUUUUUUUGUUUAUUUUCUUCACUUAUUUAUGGGUAUUGCCAUAUCAAGUUUAAUCUACACAAUAAACCAUGCGCCCAUCCAAACCGACUCUACCCAUACCAAAUCACCUCAUCUCAUUUCAUCCAA